CAGUUUUACUCCUCCCCCGGCCGCCCCCUCACCCCUCCCUCACACAAAACCUCACACCAUGCGUCCCCCCUCCUAACACGCCUAUACAUGCCUGGACUCGCCCUCAAAGCCGGCCUCCGCGCCGCAGCACCCCUGCGCCGCCCUCCGCCCCUCCUGCGGCGCCAGCAAGCGCCAAAACGCACCACAACCUCAAACACGAACGCAUCGAAGACGCCUGCAUCGGGAAGCACAACGACGCCCUCGUCCGGCGCGACGAUCCCGAUUGCGGGCUCUAUACCUCCUCUCCCGCUGUGGCAGCGCUUGGGGCCGCUUACGACGGCGCUUUCCCUGUUCAGCCGGUCGCAAAGGGCGCGGCCUUGGACGACGCAGUUUGUGAGCACGUUGAUUGUGUAUUUCCUGGGCGAUUUGAGUGCGCAGAGGAUUAGAGGGGAGGAGUAUGAGGUGGAGAGGACGGGGAGGGCGUUGGUUAUUGGGGCGGGGGCGGCGAUUCCGAGUUAUACUUGGUUCGUCUACCUCGGCAACUCCUUCAACUACGCCUCCCCCAUCCUCUCCCUCCUCACCAAAGUCGUCGUCAACCAGCUCGCCUUCACCCCCAUCUUCAACACCUACUUCUUCGGCAUGCAAUCCCUCCUCUCGCACCCCCCCUCCCUCUCCAGCCUCGAACACGCCUUCGAGCACGUCAAGCGGACUGUGCCGACCAGCUUCAUUAAUAGCUGUAAACUGUGGCCCAUUGUUACGGCAUUCAGCUUUACGUUCUUGCCCCCAGAUUUUAGGAAUAUUUUUGGGGGCGUGGUGGCGAUUGGGUGGCAGGCGUAUUUGAGUUUUUUGAAUAGAAAGGUGGAGGGGGUGGAGUGGGAGGAUGAGGAGAAGGAGGAGAUGAGGUUGUUGGAAGUGGGGGAUGGGAAGGAGACGGGGGGGAAGUCGGCGGCUUGAGAUGGAGGUGGCACAGGUUGGGGAUAGAGGUUGGUUGAAGAUACGAUGCUUGCGGAGAGACGGCGGCAUUUCGGGUUGCAUAGACCGUUACAUGGCGUUAUAGAUGGGUUCAGGCGUUACGGGUGGAUGAACGACACAUCCAUCCAGGUUUUGCGAGCAGAUAUAGAUCGCAUUGGUUACCCCCCUUUUGGGCUUUAGAAUAGAUGGCAGCGUAUAGACCGAGUCUGACAAAGAAUAUUGAAGACUGCCCAUGUGAGGA
Molecule: messenger RNA, 1192 nt
Organism: Pseudogymnoascus verrucosus
Lineage: Eukaryota; Fungi; Ascomycota; Leotiomycetes; Thelebolales; Thelebolaceae
Exons: 2
Coding region: 88-933 (281 amino acids)
Cellular component (GO): cytoplasm; membrane; mitochondrion
Source: RefSeq, a predicted model, not a curated record